AAGUGUGUUUUCCAUGUACACUCAUUCCUGGACUAUGACUAAAAUAAGUGACGUUUAACAUUUACUUAGACGCGCUGAGCCCAGAUUCACUCCUGGAGCGGCAUGUCAGCGGCAGCAGGGAACAAUCCCCCUGAGGAACUCCAGGUUUUUCUCCAUUUUAUUUUUAUUUUUAUUUUCAUUUUGCUCUUCCGACCAUAUCCAUCUCUCAGCAGCGUCGUUCUCCUUUGAGUCCGAAGUAACGAUGGACUCGGCACCAGCCGUACUGCUCCUGCUGUGCGGUCUGAGCGUCUCUCUGGCGACUGAUGGAGAAGCUGCGGGCGCGAUUUUCUUCAAUCCAGAGGAUGCGGUCGAUUACAAGGAUCCAUGCAAAGCAGCUGCCUUUUUGGGAGACAUUGCUCUGGACGAAGAAGAUCUUCGUAUGUUUAAAGUAAGCCAGGACGUCGAUCCAGAGCAACAUGUUAAUCACACAAACUCAGCUGGUAAUUCCUCUUCCAAUGACGGAGCUGCAGACGGUCUGAGUCCACAUAGGCAGAAGCGAGCAGCCUCCUCCAGGCCGGAGCGAGUGUGGCCGGACGGCAUCAUCCCGUAUGUGAUCGGUGGGAAUUUCAGUGGCAGCCAGUGUGCCAUAUUUCGUCAAGCGAUGCGCCACUGGGAGAAACAUACAUGUGUGAUAUUCACAGAGAGAACAACUGAAGAGAGCUACAUUAUUUUUACCUACAGGCCUUGUGGAUGCUGCUCCUACGUGGGGAGGAGAGGUGGCGGGCCUCAGGCGAUCUCCAUUGGGAAGAACUGCGAUAAGUUUGGCAUCGUGGUUCAUGAACUCGGCCACGUGAUCGGCUUCUGGCACGAACACACUCGUCCUGACCGUGACGAGCAUGUAAGCAUCGUCAGAGACAACAUCCAACCAGGUCAAGACUAUAACUUCCUGAAGAUGGAACCUGGAGAGGUGGACUCUCUGGGGGAGGGCUAUGACUUUGGCAGCAUCAUGCAUUAUGCAAGGAACACGUUUUCCAGAAGCAUCUUCUUGGACACCAUCUUGCCUCGUUACGAUGUCAACGGUGUUCAACCCUCCAUUGGACAGAGAACAAGGCUUAGUGAAGGAGACAUUGCUCAAGCCCGCAAACUCUACAAAUGUGCAAGAUGUGGGGAAAGUCUGCAGGACAGUGCUGGAAACCUUUCUUCUCCUGGUUUUCCAAACGGAUACUCAGCAUACACUCACUGUGUUUGGAGGAUUUCUGUCACACCAGGAGAAAAGAUUGUCCUUAAUUUCACUUCCAUGGAUCUCUUCAGGAGUCAUCUCUGCUGGUACGACCACGUAGAAGUUCGAGACGGAUUCUGGAGAAAAGCUCCCCUAAAAGGGCGUUUUUGUGGCGACACGACUCCAGAUCCGAUCGUCUCCAACGACAGUCGUCUUUGGAUCGAAUUCAGAAGCAGCAGCAGCUGGGUGGGCAAAGGCUUCUCUGCUUCUUAUGAAGCCAUCUGUGGUGGGGAGUUGGCGCGAGAUAGUGGCCAAAUCCAGUCCCCCAAUUAUCCUGAUGACUACCAGCCCAACAAAAUGUGCGUGUGGAAGAUCACAGUGGCAGAAGGUUUUCAAGUCGGCCUCACCUUUCAGUCAUUUGAGAUUGAGAAACACGACGCCUGCACCUACGACUACGUGGAAGUCAGGGAUGGCGGUUCGGACAGCAGCCCGCUCCUCGGCCGGUUCUGUGGGUACGCCAAACCGGAGAACCUCCAGAGCAGCUCCAACCAGCUCUGGAUGAAAUUUGUUUCUGACGGCUCGGUCAACAAGGCAGGGUUUGCUGCCAGCUUUUUGAAAGAGGUGGAUGAGUGCUCCAGACCUGACAACGGGCACUGUGAGCAGCGCUGCAUGAACACGCUGGGCAGCUACAGAUGCGCCUGCGACCCCGGUUUUGAGCUGGCAGCAGACAGACGCAGCUGUGAGGCUGCCUGUGGCGGCUUCAUCACCAGCCUGAAUGGCUCCCUCAGCACCCCAGGCUGGCCCAGAGAGUAUCCCCACAACAAGAACUGCGUGUGGCAACUGGUGGCGCCAGUUCAGUACCGGAUCACCCUGACGUUUGAUGGCUUUGAGACAGAAGGAAACAACGUGUGUAAGUAUGAUUACGUUGAAGUGCGCAGUGGGCUGAGUGCCGACUCCAAGAUCCAUGGGAAGUUCUGUGGCACAGAGAGACCCGACGUUAUCACCUCCCUUCAGAACAACAUGAGGAUUGAGUUCAAGUCGGACAACACCGUGUCCAAGAGGGGCUUCAAGGCCCACUUCUUCUCUGAUAUAGACGAGUGCUCCAAAGGUAACGGAGGAUGCCAGCACGAAUGUGUGAACACCUUUGGAAGCUACAGGUGUCAGUGCCGGAGUGGGUUUAUGCUGCACGAUAAUAAGCACGACUGCAAGGAAGCUGGGUGUGAUCACUUCGUAAACACCGUAUCCGGCACAAUCAGCAGUCCCAACUGGCCCAACAAGUAUCCCAGCAAGAAGUCCUGCACCUGGUCUCUGUCCACCACACCGGGCCAUCGGAUCAAACUCAUUUUUAACGAGGUUGACAUGGAGGCUCAUCUUGAGUGUGCUUAUGAUCACCUGGAGAUCUUUGAUGGCAGAGACGUUCGUGCCUCGAAGCUGGGCCGCUUUUGUGGCACCAAAACACCCGAUCCAGUUACAUCCAGCAGCAACAAGAUGUUCCUGCAUUUUUUCUCUGACAACUCGGUGCAAAAGAGAGGAUUUGAGGCUUCGUACAGAGCAGAAUGCGGAGGAAGCCUUGAAGCAGAGGUCAAGACAAAAGAACUGUACUCUCAUGCACAGUUUGGAGAUAACAACUACCUCGGCAGCUCCGACUGUCUGUGGGUGCUCACCGCUGAGAAGGGCUACGGCGUGGAGAUUAUCUUCCAAGUGUUUGAGAUUGAGGAGGAGGCGGACUGCGGCUAUGAUUAUUUGGAGCUGUACGACGGCGCUGACAUCAAGUCCCCCAGACUGGGCCGAUACUGUGGAUCAGUGGCUCCAGAGGACGUCUACUCAGCCGGAGACGCCAUCGUUUUAAAGUUCCACUCAGACGACAGCAUCAGUAAAAAAGGCUUCCACGCACGCUACACCAGCACAAAGUUCCAGGACACCCUACACACCAGCAUCUAGGCCCAAUCGCAGACUCCCAUCUCCAACAUUUGGACGGUCACACCCAUUUCCAGGCGACGGGUAAAUGCUCGGCUUGAUACCACAAACACCACCCUGCAUACUUUACAUCUGCAAGACUAAUUGAAACCAUACGGAGAAAUCUGUCUUUGCAUUCAGAGCUGUUUAGUUCCAGAGGAAAUUAUGGAUUCAUAAUGGCCACCUCACUUUUUAGAAACUGGCUACAGAAACACACUGGAUUAAGAUAUAAAAUGUAUAUAUUGAAAUACAGUUUGAUGUGAGUCUAGACUUAUAAAACCAUCUGAAGGAGACGUCAACUUUUAACAAUAUCAUGUAAUUUUAAGAAUUUGCAAAUACUGAAGGGAGAAUUAAAUCAUCUGGAUUUCUUUUUUGUUUUUUUUUAGCGUGAAUGGAUGCAGUGCGACUCAGAUACCUGAGUCAUCUUUACUGAAUGAAACAUACGUUACUGAUAUUUAUAAUCGAAGAUACUUAGAGAUUUUAUUUACUCAAAAUUUCCAAUCUCCUUUUUUUUGCAUUCUUUCCACCCUUUUAAGAGCCUCUCAUCUUGACCCUCUAAUCAUCUGCUUGUGUUCUGACAUCAUCUGCUGCAAAUACAAAGAAAAUAUGAAGCUGCUGAAGAGAACAUAAGUGGCAAAUUGUGAGAAAGAAAAAAAGCUUUAUGGAUUGUGCAGUAAAGAAAUAAAUAAAUGCAAUUGCUGAAAAUGG
Molecule: messenger RNA, 3862 nt
Organism: Xiphophorus couchianus (Monterrey platyfish)
Lineage: Eukaryota; Metazoa; Chordata; Actinopteri; Cyprinodontiformes; Poeciliidae
Product: bone morphogenetic protein 1-like
Exons: 20
Coding region: 242-3139 (965 amino acids)
Biological process (GO): proteolysis
Molecular function (GO): calcium ion binding; metalloendopeptidase activity; zinc ion binding
Source: RefSeq, a predicted model, not a curated record